Messenger RNA from Triticum aestivum (bread wheat), 2565 nucleotides. Its product is annotated as kinetochore protein NUF2 homolog. The transcript has 14 exons. NCBI's taxonomy places the organism in Eukaryota, Viridiplantae, Streptophyta, Magnoliopsida, Poales, Poaceae. Bases 710 to 2167 code for a protein of 485 amino acids. Gene Ontology annotation, cellular component: Ndc80 complex; kinetochore. The record is from RefSeq and is a predicted model, not a curated record.
CCGCCGCUGGAUUUCCUCCCGAAUAGCCGAAAACAGAAACCCGAUCCCGUUCCCCGACCCGCACAGAACAGAGAGGAGGUCGUCCCGCCGCCGCCACUCGAUCCGCCACUGACGUGCCUCCUCCGCCGCCGCGGCCACGGACGGAGGCUAGCCCGAGCAGCUACCGCACGUCCCUGCUCCGGUGCCCCCGCCGCCCCCCAUUCGAUCUCCCGGCGCGCGGACACCGGCGAGCUCCGCGGCGCCGGCGCAGCUGGCCUGAGCCCGAGCAGGAGCAGCAACUCAUCCCGCUGCCCUCGCCCAAGCCGUUGGCCGUGAGCCCAGCCUCCUCCUCAUCCUGGAAAGCAGAAUCCAAGGAGCUACCAACAGACAUCGCUGAAGCUAGUCGACGCCUCAACAACAGUAAAGCUUGGAUUAAUUAUUAAACAAGAUCUAGGUCCUCUUUGUCGCGAAGCAAGCAAACAAACAAACAAUGGGCUCAUUCUUGCUUACUUGAUCGACAUCGUUUGCUCCGGAUUUGGUCCUGCACAAGCGUGCUUAAGGGAAUGUUCACCUAGUUGUGGAAGAGCCGGUUAAGGAGAGGGAGCUCCGUUUUGUGGCUCGGCUCACACCAACGCACACCCCCUCUCGGUUUCCCCUGCGCCUCCGGUGACCGCUUCUUCUUCGACUCCGGCAUAGCCAGAGGAGCAGUAGGAGGAGUGUCGGCAACCAGAUGGCGUCCGGCUUCGGGUUCCCGAUACUGUCACCAGCGGAGAUCGCGGAGCAGCUGUUCCAGUACGGGAUCGCCCCCAUCGCCAACCUCCGCCCCGAGAACAUCGCCAGCCCGCAGCCUGACUUGCUCCCUGGCGUCCUCGCCCGCUUCUUCGACUCCUUCGUCGAUGCCCCCGGGGACGGCGAGGAUGGGCUGCUAGGGUUCAGCGACCUGGAGGUGCUGGACAACCCGGAGCACCACGCGGAGGCCAUCCGGGUGCUACGCCUCUACAACAAGUCGCAGGCCUUCCUCGACUCCAUCCAGUUCAAGGACUUCACGCUCGCCGACUUCACCCGCCCCACCCCGCGCCGCGUCGUCGAGGUCCUCAGCGCCCUCAUCAACUUCCUCUUCUACAGGGAGGAGAAAGUCACCCUCCUGCAGCCCAUCGUCAGCGAGACCCCCGACUACCACGAGCGCACUCUGGAGCUCAAGGCCAGGAUGACCCAGCUUCAGAAGGAGAUCGCGGAUCAUGAGCUCGCAGAGCAGAUGGAGGAGCCCAUGGCCCAGCAGCUGGAAGCAGACGUCAAUGCUCUGCAGCAGAAAGUUCAGGUUUACAACAAGCAGCAACUGGCCCUGCGAGCAAAGGCCGCAGCCAUCAAUGACAAGAAAGAGGAGAUUCACAGGAAGAUAACCCAGGCUGAUUUUGAGUUGACUAAACAUGCCCAAGAAAACUCCAGAUUGAUGUCCAAAUUAGUAAAGUCCCCAGAAAAAGUUCAGAGGGCCUUGGAAGAGAAGAAAUCAGCCCGUGCUAAGUUGAAAGAGUCUGAGAAAAUAGCAAUGCAAAAUGAUCAAGAGAAAUCUGCCACUUUGGAGAUACGCAAUAAGGCUCAUGAAAAACUGACGAAGCAACACUCUAAAAUCCAGGAUGUACAUGAACAGCUUGUUGCUGCUAAAACAGUUGAAAAGGAAGUUAAAGCUCGCAAAGCGAAGCUUAAUGAUGAAAGUGUAUCAGUUAUGUCAUUUGACGCACAGAUUGUUGAUUGGCAAGGAAAAGUACAUGAAAUGGAGGAGCGUCUCAAGGGGAAAGUGAAAGAAAGGAAUCAAAUAAUAGCAGAUGAAAAUCAGAAGCUGGGCGCUUUGAGCUCCGAGAUUGAGGGUAAACUGCAGUGCCUUGAACCUAGAGAAAAGAAAGUAGAGGCAACGAUCGCUAAGGCUUCAAAUUUGUGUUCGGAAGCUGCUUCAGCAAGGACUGCUGCCACAGCAGAACAGCAGAAAAUUCGUUCAAAAUUCAACAGCAUUGUGAAGGCGUUCAACACCUACAUGGAUAGCGUCGACCCUUUCCUCGAGGGAGUUGAGGAGGUUGGCAGGCAAUCGGCAGGGGAAGGCGCCUCUGCCCCUGAUCCAUCUGCCGCCGUCACAACAAAAACCACACCGAGAGCCAGCGCAAUGAGCAAGAAGAGGGCUAGGAAAAGGACAUGAGCUGUGCUUCUUGCCAGUACUCCCUUCUGUCUUGGUGCAUAGGGCAUGCGUGUAGUUCUAGGGUGAAUUUGACUAACUAAAAAUGUCUUAUAUCUCAUCAAAAGCAUAUCAUUGGAUACAUAUAUGAAUGUAGUUUCUAAAUAUAUAUUUUUGUUACAUAUAAUACAUAUUAGCUAGUUAAAUUGAUGGCCUAGAACUACACACUUGCCCUAUGCACCGGGACGGAGGGAGUACAUAUCUUUGUUUAUGUGUGCAUGAUGCUGUAGUAGUGCCUCUAGCUGUUAUUAAUGUGCUGAAUUAUGUAUGCGCUGGUUGGUUUGGAUCGGUGCCAGUUAUUGAUUGAGGUGACCGAAUGCUACGUGCUGAUGUUAUCUUCAAUGUAAGGCCCUGUUUGGUAA